UGAACCUCCCGAACCAAACUUUUCCUCAAGUGAUGUGAAAAGUUCACUGAAAUUGCCGUUGUUUUUCGACUAUUGUGAAUUCGGUUUCCAGCAAACGAUUCAUCUCGUUGAACCAGAAUGGAAUCCCACAAAUACACGCUGUCGUCCAUCCGGCAAGACAUAGUCGACAACAAUCUUCACGCAAAGGCAAUCAUUCAGGACAUUCUAGCAUUCCGCGGAUCGAUAGCCGAACUGGACACUCUGAACGAAGCCGGUCGAGGGAAGAUAGCGGCUUUGCGAAAGUGCAUCGAACGGUUGGACGACUGGGCCCGGGACGAAGGCGAUCCGAAUGUGUUCAAGGAAGUCGAUCAGCACCGAGAGCAGUUUUCAAAAACACUUCAAGCAUUCCGCAAAGCAAACAUAUCAACUAUGCUCGAAAUCGAGAAACAGCAAAAGGACGAACUUUUUGCCAUCAGCCCAGAAAGUGAAUUGCGCCAACGGCAUCCGACGGGAACCUCCGGCAAGCCAAACCGAUCCUCUCUACUUUCCCAGCAGGAAAGUGUAACCGAUAGGAUGCGCUCGAUAUCGCAGCAACUGUCGGAGACAACGCAUAAAAGCGCCGCCACGUUGGAGACUCUUAUUUCCUCCAGUUCCAGUGUGGAAGGUACGCGAGAUGAACUGCUAAAUACGGCCGGUACCAUCUCACAAUCAGGCAAGCUGCUGAAGAAAUACGGCCGACGUGAAUGCACCGAUAAAAUCCUACUAUUCUUCGCAUUCUCCUUCUUUCUAGCCUGUGUAUUCUACAUCGUGCAAAAGAGACUGUUCUAGAUAUUGGACACAAAUUCUGUUAAAUGUUGUCUAACUUUUAUGUUUUGUUUUACUAGCUGUUGGUAAGGAAAAGGCUAGAUUGAAUUUGUCGAGCAUUGAGAUUUCCUUUCGAGUAUUUUUAGCUAAUUAAAAAAGACAAUUUCGUAGCUAUCGCAGCAAAAGUAUGAUGAUGGUGUGAGAAAAAAAAGGUUGAACGUAAGCACUAUAACUAUUUAAAUCUUGCAAGAAACUAAUUUUCGAAAUAAAUCUAAACGCAUAUAAGCAAAGAGUAACCAUGCAUGUCGAAACAAAGUGAACUAGAAAAUUUUAUCAACGGACGAAGAAGAAUGUAGUGAUAAUGAAUAAAUUUAGUGGAGCUGGCUCAUAUUCAUACUUGAACUAUUUUUUUUCAUUUGUGAAUCAGGUAAUAACUAUCACUGAUGCAUGCAUUUACUAUCUAAGCUACGGACAUAAAAAUAACUAUUUAU
This is a messenger RNA of Ochlerotatus camptorhynchus, 1274 nucleotides long. It is a transcript of the gene Sec20, whose product is annotated as vesicle transport protein Sec20. Lineage: Eukaryota; Metazoa; Arthropoda; Insecta; Diptera; Culicidae. The coding region runs from base 118 to 807 and encodes 229 amino acids. Gene Ontology annotation, cellular component: SNARE complex; endoplasmic reticulum. Gene Ontology annotation, molecular function: SNAP receptor activity. Gene Ontology annotation, biological process: retrograde vesicle-mediated transport, Golgi to endoplasmic reticulum. The transcript has 3 exons. The record is from RefSeq and is a predicted model, not a curated record.